CACAACACUGGUUGCACUCGUGGUAGAACUGUUCAUCGAUAGCGCAAGCGUCGACCGUUACACAUAUUUUACAGCUGCCGAGUACUUAGUGAUAAAUAUGGUGGACAACGGGGUACGCUUUUGACCAGACCGAGAACCCACUUGCGUCCCAGAAGAUGUUUGUUUUGUUUUUCAAGCUCGUUAGCUAACGUUAGCCUGUCUGCUAUCUGAUAUCUAUGCAUUAAUGUUGACGUGCCCUUUUUAUAUUGGUAACAUAUAACUUAUUCACAAUGAAUAUCUAACAUGUUUACCAUUAAUGCUUGAAACACAAAAGCUGCUGUUACCGCUUUAUUGGGAGUCUGGCUGACAACAACAACCCUGAUUGCCUGAUUGGUAACAGUCGGUGAGAUGUAGCCGAUGAAAUGGCGUAUGAUGAUAAACUUGCAAUCUUCCGACAAACCCGCCUCAAUCCCUUUGAUCGUGGAGAUGAUGAAGAUGUUCUCCAAGGAGGCAAGACACCCCCACUGCACGAAUCAAGGCCUGAACUGUUCCCUGGGACCAGAACCCACAUUUCAGACCGAACAAUGGACCUCGGUCUAGCUGAGGACCACUUCUCAAGGCCUAUGGGUUCGAUUGUGGCUCCCGACAUUGAACAGCUGAAGAUGGCCAUAGAGGAGUGUAAAAAGCUGAUUCUGGAGCUGCCAGAACACUCUGAGAGACAAAAGGACACUGUAGUUAAACUUAUCCACCUUCGUCUCAAGCUACAGGAACUUAAGGAGCCUGGGGAGGAUGAGCCUAAUCUGAGAAUCCUACUGGAGCACCGCUUUGCCAAGGAAAAGAGCAAGAGCGUGAAACAGACCUGUGACAAAUGUAGCACUAUCAUCUGGGGCCUUAUCCAGACUUGGUAUACCUGCACAGGUUGCUAUUAUCGUUGCCAUAGUAAGUGUAUGAACUUGAUCACCAAGCCCUGUGUCAGGUCAAAGGUCAGCCACCUGUCGGAGUUCGAGCUCAGCAUCUGCCCUGAGAUUGGACUAGACCGACAAGACUACCGCUGUGCAGAAUGUCGCACACCUAUUUCACUAAGGGGCGUGCCGAGUGAAGCCCGACAGUGUGACUACACAGGCCAGUAUUACUGCAGCACAUGCCACUGGAAUGACACGGCCAUCGUCCCAGCCCGUGUCAUCCACAACUGGGAGUUUGAAUCGCGCAAGGUGUGUCGCUCCUCAAUGCGCUACCUGGCUCUGAUGAUCUCACGACCUGUGCUGAAGCUCAAAGAAAUCAACCCGCUGCUCUUCAACUUUGUGGAGGAACUGGUCGAGAUCAGGAAACUCCGUCAGGAUAUUUUGUUGAUGAAACCUUAUUUUAUUACCUGUAAGGAGGCCAUGGAGGCUCGGAUAUUACUACAGCUUCAAGAUCGACAACAUUUUGUGGAGAACGACGAUAUGUACUCACUACAGGAUUUGAUCGACAUCUCCAGUGGCAGACUCAGCUGUUCCCUCACAGAGGUCCACACCACGUUUGCUAAGCACAUCAAACUAGACUGUGAGCGUUGUCAGGCCAAAGGAUUUGUGUGUGAGCUGUGUAAGGAAGGAGACAUACUGUUCCCUUUUGACAGCCAUACCUCUGUCUGCCAUGACUGCUCUGCUGUGUUCCACAGAGAUUGUUACUAUGACAACUCAACAACUUGUCCACGAUGUGCCCGGAUGACCGAGCGGAAGCAGGACGAGGUGCCAGUUGUGAAAGAUGCGUAAGAAGCGACUGGAGAGCUGAACUUUGCCUCGACGAACAACGUCCGACAGAAGACUGGCUUUUAGUUUUUGUCCUCGGUUGGUUUUAUGUACUUGUUUAUACUGUAGUGUCUUUAACGUCAUGAGCAGGGUACUUGGAAACCUAUCUGGAAAUUACAAUUUUUUUUUUUUUUUUUUACCCAACUUAUGAAUUCAUACUGAAAUUGGAUGUAUUGAACACUGUUUGUGUGAGUGCUUUGCAUUAGUGUGUGAAUCUGCUUGUAUAAAUGUAUAAAGUACAUGCUGAGAAACGCCACCUCAGCAUGCAGGAGUUGUUGUAUAUUAACUGUAGCAAACCGGGACUGAAUUAACCUACACUGCCAAUUUUACUUCACUUUAAGGUUGCCGUAUACAAAGAGUGGUUUUGAAUUUCAAUCACGAUAACUCCAGAUUCCAAAGACUCAAAUUGCCUUUCAGCUUCUCGUUGUAUAUUUUUUAAAUUGUAUUCACAAAAUCUUGUAAAGAUGCUUUUGAAAGUUAAGUGCACUGGGAUGUCAUUUAUGAAGGUAUUAAAUUAGUAUGAAAGAACAAAAAAUGCAGUGUCUAACUAGUUGACGAUAAGAAACCAAUUUAAUAUAUGAGACUUUGAUGUUUACUCAUAUUCCAUCGUCACUCUCAGCACAAGUCCUCAAGUGGUUCACACUCGUCCUCCACUUAUAUAACAUGGCUAUUUUCAUCUCGGUCAUAAUUCAUCUGUUAAACAUUUCAGAAGGACUUGAGAAAAUAUUUCCAGGCAAUAUUGCAACAAUAUUUCUUUUUAGCAUAGACCUUCUUUGAGUUUGUUUAUAGUCAAUUCAUCAACCUGGAUAAUGGAAAAAUAAUUAUAUUGCUGGCAAGUUUUUUGACAAGAAGGGUUGUAUCUAUACAAUCAUUGACACCAUUAUUUGAAAUAUAUACAGUAUUGGCAACAGAAAUGUAAUCGAAGCAUGCAUCACUAGUACAUAUUCUAGGAGGGAGAAUUGUUUAACUUAAGAAUAUUUAAGUUAAAUGUACUUUCCUUUUAUGCAAAAAACUCAUUUUCGACCGUGUGAUGUGUGUCUGGUUCAGUUUGGUGCAGCGUGUAACACAUUGAUAAAUCCUCAUAAACAUCGGUGCCUAAGCUGGUCACAGCUGUUACCCAAACGUCUUAUUACACUUUGCAUCAUGUUAAUGCUUUCAGUCUUCAUGGAUAGACACAUGUCCAGAGAUGUAAAGAGGCAUAUUUGGUAAUGAGUACAUGUUGACCUAAGGUAUUUAUUCUAAACUAAUGAGUUUUGGCUGUCUUAUCUUUCAGCAUGAUUUCAAACUAAGAGACAUAAAUAGCCAAACGUUGGUAAAAGCCAUGACUUGUAAAACGUGGAGUAGUGCAUGAAUAAAGUUAUUAAAUAUAUUAAAACUGCA
This is a messenger RNA of Pseudoliparis swirei, 3146 nucleotides long. RefSeq names its product differentially expressed in FDCP 8 homolog (gene def8). Bases 402 to 1730 code for a protein of 442 amino acids. The transcript is spliced from 12 exons. NCBI's taxonomy places the organism in Eukaryota, Metazoa, Chordata, Actinopteri, Perciformes, Liparidae. The record is from RefSeq and is a predicted model, not a curated record.